This is a messenger RNA of Austrofundulus limnaeus, 6591 nucleotides long. It is a transcript of the gene ptpro, whose product is annotated as protein tyrosine phosphatase receptor type O. The record is from RefSeq and is a predicted model, not a curated record. Gene Ontology annotation, cellular component: glutamatergic synapse; plasma membrane; GABA-ergic synapse. Lineage: Eukaryota; Metazoa; Chordata; Actinopteri; Cyprinodontiformes; Rivulidae. Gene Ontology annotation, molecular function: Wnt-protein binding; protein tyrosine phosphatase activity; cadherin binding. Gene Ontology annotation, biological process: negative regulation of canonical Wnt signaling pathway; regulation of glomerular filtration; axon guidance.
ACUUUGUCGGCGUUCCAGGUGUCCUUAAACGAUGACGGUUUGAUCGUGGCCACUCUGGAGCCUGCAGACCUUCAGGAGAACGUCACAGCCUAUGCAGUGCAGAUCUCUGGAGAACCUAGACUGGUUCUGGUUCCGUUCCCUAACAGCAGCGAGCCUCUGCUGUUCAAUGCCUCCUUCCACGGCCUCUGCUACACUGUGGGACUGCUGGUCAAACUGGGUCUGAGCUGGUCCAGACCCACAAAGAGCAUCUCUGUCCUCACCAAGCCACUUCCUGUCCGCAGUGCUCACAUCCUGGACUACACCGAAGCGCCAGAGACCGGUGUAGUUUUCGACAUCAACCCUCCGUUCAGAACUGUGUUUAGUAGAGUCAACAUCAGCUACACUGAAGGACAGGAGCGGCGCUCAAUGCUUUAUAAAGAUUUCUACAAAGGGAAAACAGUUUUCAAACACUGGUUACCAGGGAUGUGUUACCGUAACAUCACUUUCCAGCUUAUCUCCGAGGCCACCGUUUACCAGACUGCGCUGAUCUCCCGCAGUGACAUCACUCACGCACCUUUGCAGCACCGAACAGUUCCAUACCCCCCUCUCAACGUCUCCCAUAAGAUCAUCCACCUGAACCAGAGAGCAGCAGAUGAGGUCCCAAACACGGAGGAGGGACAGCGGCCGUCCCGUCAGACUCGGGACAUCCCACUGAUGAUGGAGGAGGAGCAACAGAUGCAGGAGACCCAGGCUGGUGGAAAGAAUGUCUCUGUAGAGGUGGUGACCACUCACAUUCCCUUCAACACAACGUACAACACAACGUACAACACAACAGAAGGUGUAACUGAUGAUGGCCGCCACACUGAGGAGGCAGAGCCUCAGAGCUACUGGCUGGACCCAACAGAGAGGACUGGUGUUGACAGAGACGAGGAGUUCGUCAAUGCAGUGGUUUCAGAGUACGAGGACUCAAGCGACCUGGGGUCAGCCAUGAAUGUGCCCUUUGAAGCCCCUGUGCUGCCCACCCGACUGCCCCCCAUCCUGCUGGAGCUGCGCUGGCUCCCUCCCAGACCACCCGUUAGCUACGAUGGCUUCAAUGUCUACAUCUACAGAGACGGGAACUCUACAGAGAUGGCCACUGUGGACGAGAACACUCAUGAGUUUUUCGUGGAGCUGAUGGAGCCGGGAACGUACCGAGUGCAGAUCACCACUCUGAGUUCAUCCGGAGAGUGUGAGGCCCGAGAGAGCAGCGCUGAGACCGGCUUCAGUUUCUACCUCGGUCCUGACGGCGAGCUGCUGGAGGAGCUGCGGGAGCGUCCUCAGGCCGUCAGCAUCAGACUGCUGGACUCCAGCACUGCUGCUGUCUCUUGGGCUCCGUCCUCCCAGAACCACAACGGCAGCCUGGUGUCGGUGGUCUCCACCACGUGUCUGAAACCCACCCUGAGCCAGAGGAUGGAGAACACCUUCUGUACUGAGGAAAACUCAACGAGUGACAUCAUCAGCAACCUGACACCAGGUGCUCAGUACCGAGUGGUGGUCUACCACACUAACGGACCCCUGAUCAGUCCUCCCUCUGAGCCCGUCAUCAUCGACAUCGAGCCCACAGGUGUUCGUGACCUGACAGUGUACCCUCUCAGCCCGACGGCAGUCAUCCUGCGAUGGCAGCGUCCGUACCAUGUGGCCUUCAGGAAGUACAUCCUGCAGACCUUCUUCUUUAACCCGGUCACGCUGGCCUCUGAGUGGACCACCUACUACGAGAUCGCUGCCACCGCCUCUGUCGUGGCCUCUGUGGGAGUCACGGACCUGCUGCCCGCCUGGUAUUAUAACUUCAGGGUUUCCAUGGUCACAUGGGGGGAGCCACCGCUGAGCUGCUGCGACAGCUCCACAGUCAGCUUCAUCACAGCUCCUGAAGCUCCUCACAUCUCCUUGGUUGAUUACUCCCAUGGUGUUCUGUUAGUCCGCUGGACGUACGGCGAGCUCUUCGUCGACCUGUCUCACUCCAGGAUGCUGCACUGGCAGGUGGUGGCUGUGGGGAGAAAAGGAGCCCAGAAGAGCUUCUCUGUUGAUGUGACUCGUAACGUGAUGCGGGCCAGCCUGCCGCUGCCUCCAGGAGACAUCUACAACCUGACGGUGACAGCAUGCACCGAACGCAGCAGGAACACGUCGGUGCCCAACAUCAUCAAGCUGGAUCCGGCUCCUCCCAAGUCUCUGUUCACGGUCAACACCACACACUCGUCUGUGACUCUUCUGUGGACCGAGGAUGGGGUGGUGGAUUACUACCAGGUUCUCUGCAGACCCAACAAGGACGUCAAGGAUCUGAAGACCCGCGAGCCCCUCACCUCCACAGCCCAGGUUCUGACCAUCUCUGGUUUGCUUCCAUCAAUGAGCUACAACUGCACCGUGACCAGCUUCAGCUACAGCACGCCGAGCCGGCCCGCACACGUCACCGUCAGAACCAACGCCAAAGAGAUGAACCCCAGCGUCGCUGCCAUCUCUGCGCUCGCCGCACUCAGUGUUCUGCUCAUCAGCCUGCUGGUUCUGUUACUGCUGGUUCUCCGGAAGAAGCACCUGCAGAUGACCAGGGAAUGUGGAGCAGAGACGUUUGUGAACUUCGCCUCAUUUGAGCGGGACGGGAAGCUUCCCUACAACUGGCGAAGAAGCCUCUUUGCCUUCCUUACCCUUCUGCCAUCCUGCCUUUGGACUGACUAUCUUUUGGCUUUUUAUAUUAAUCCAUGACGACUUCAGUCGGGUCAAGCUGCUGUCCAUGCACAACGAUGAAGGUGCAGACUACAUCAACGCCAACUACAUCCCUGGCUACAAACACUCCAAGGAGUACAUCGCCACUCAGGGUCCGCUUCCCGAGACCCGCAAUGACUUCUGGAGGAUGGUUCUUCAGCAGAAGUCACCGGUCAUCGUGAUGCUGACUCAGUGCAACGAGCGGCGGAGGUGCCGGGGUUGGUAGGACCGGGACCUUCAUGGCCCUGGACCGCCUCAUGCAGCACAUCAGGGAGCACGAGUUUGUGGACAUCCUGGGGAUGGUGUCUGAGAUGAGGUCCCAUCGGCUGUCCAUGGUCCAGACUGAGGAGCAGUAUGUCUUCAUCCAUCAAUGUGUCCUCCUCAUGUGGCAGAAGAAGAAACAACAAUCCAUCACGUCUGACAUCAUCUACGAGAACGCCAGCAAGACAUAAUGAGACGCCACCACAGGCUUCAAAGAUCCUGACUUCCUGUGCUUCAGGCAUCAUUCUCUGUUGAAGACGAUCCGCUUCAUCCUCAGAACCAACAACAAGACAGAGAAAACUUUGAUCCAGUCUUUUUCAUUUGAAUUGGUGUUCAAACUGGAAUUCUGCCUUAAGGAAAUGUUCAACUACAGCCCAGAACUGGACCGACUCCUGCCGACGUGUGUUCUGUCCGAUGAUUGCACCAUCGCUCAGACGCCAUGAUGUAAAAACUCUGGUUAUGACUCAGCKGUUUUUCAUUUUUCAUUUAUAAUAUCAUGACUUUAUGAAAGUUUUUGAGCACACUGGUCUCUUCCUCUGCCACCAAAAUCAUCUUCUUCGGUCCGAUUUUUGUUUGUGGAUGGUUCAGAACCAAGUUUUGGUUUAAUGCCAGAUCACACUGCCAAAUGUUCUGAUCGGAUCCAACAGUUUGCCUCAGAACAACCCCAACAAACAUCCAGAGGAGAGGGAUGAGCACAGGCCUCUACCUGAGGGGGCGGGGCUUCCAAAUGGAUCAGGUGGAACAGUCUGCAGAUCUCCAGGAUGGGACUGGAAGAGGUUCUGGGGCCCCAGAUCACUUUUAAACAAAUAAAAACAGGAAGUCUCCAAAUCUGGUCAAAUUUAAAUUAAACUUAUUCACAACUUUUAUCAGCAACAUUUAAGAAUUGCUGCAAACAUUUUUCCACAUCUUUAAAUUCACUUUCUUUACUGAUUGCCAAAAUUCUACACAUUUUGUUUGGUUUUGAUCAACAUUUUACAAUUUAAGCAUAAGAAAGAAUUUUAAAACUUCUAAUGUAAAAAAAGUAUAUAUUUAUGGCAUUAUAAUAAUCUCAGAGAUUAACGUCAACUUUAGAUGUUCUGGGGUCCCUGGUGGCUGUUUGAUGACCMGCUCUUCGUCAGAUUGUACAAAAACUCGUCAUCAGUUGCUGCUUUUAGGAUAUCAGCUUCUCUUUGAUCACUUAGAGAAAAAUCUACACUUGAUGGUUGAAGAGACUGUCCACUGGUCACUUCCUGAAACCAACGUUUAAUUUUCUUACAGGAUGUACACUGUGUCAUCAAAAUAAAAGCACACUAAUAAAGUUCAAUCUCAGUUUCAACAGGCAAGACGUUUAAUGCAUUUAAGAAUUUAGAAAUUUAUUCAAACAAAAGUAAAAUUUAAUCAUCCAAGGAAUAUUUCUCAGACCUUCUUGAUCCCACCGAAGUCUUCCAUGACUAGAGCUGAGGUUUCUGAGGUAGUUCAUGAGCUCCAUGGUGGCAGGGCUUCAGGAGUGGACGAGAUCCACCCUGAUUUCCUCAAGGCUCUGUAACAUUGCGUGGACAUUAGUGGAUUGGCAGACUGGGGUGAUGGUUCCCCUCUUCAGAAAGGAGGACCUGAGGGUCUGUUCCAGUUACAGGGACAUCACUCUCCUUAGCCUCCAGGUAAGGUCUUUCCAGGGGAGAGUCCAGAAGAGAGUCUGAUCGAUGGUCAUAUCUCAGAUUCUGGAAGAACAAUGGGUUCUGUCCUGGCCGUGGAUCACUGGACUAGCUCUUUAAAUGGAAAUGGUAAAUGGACUGAACUUAUAUAGUGCUUUAUCAAGUCCCUCCAGUCCCUAAAACACUUUACACUUCAGACAUUCACCCACUGAUGAUGGUAAGCUUCAGCCACAGCUGCCCUGGGCACACCAACAGAGACUGCCAUGCACCAACGCCACCGGACCCUCCGACCACCAUCAGUAGGCAAGAGGGUGAAGUGUCUUGCCCAAAGACACAACAACUGAGAUGGCUGGAACGGGGGAUCGAACUGGUGACCUUCUGGUUCCAGGAUGACUCCCCUAACCACUCUACCACAGCCGCCCUGGAUUACCCUCACUAGGAUCUUCAAGGGGUCAUGGGAGUUUGCUAAUCCAGUCWACAAGUGUUUUGUGGACAUGGAGAAGACUUUGGACAGUGUUCCUCGAGCUGCACUGUGUGGGUUACUUGGUGUUUAUGGGAUUGUGGGUCAAAGUUUGCUUCACAAUGCUGAUAUUAAGUCGGACCCCUUAAGGGUGGGAGUGGAAGUCCAGUUGUGUUGGAUUCUGUUUAAAACUUUUAUGGACAGGGAGUCCGGUUCUGUGGCCCUGGGAUUCUAUCUCUGUUAUUUGCAGAUGAUGUGGUCCUGUUGGCCUGGGUUGGUUUCUGUCUCAAGUGUAGAAUUUCAGGUAUCUCUGUGUUUUGUUCACAGUGAGAAAAGAACACAGUGUCAGACCCACAGACGGAUCAGUGCAGUGUUCUGGACUCUGGACUCUGGACUCUGGACCGACCUGUUGAGGUUCAGAGGAAGCUGAGCUCUCUGUUAAUCAGUCGGUUUAUGUUUCUAUGCUCACCUAUGAUCUAAACUCUGAGUAGUGACCACAUGAAACUCACAGAGGAACUCAGGAUGUGGGGUGGUACCCUUAAAAUCUAAGUCCCGCCUCCAGACUCUUUCAACCAGUGAAGGCUGUCAGUCAGGGUAAUGAUACUUUUUAUGGACUAAAAAUGUGUUACAAGUCAGAAUUUUGAGCAUGAGAUAAUUUUUGUUUAAGCUGUGGUAUUAAAGGCAGAAGGGGAUGUGCAUUUCUGUAAGAAAUUCUACUUACUGAAGGUUCUGGAACAAAGMGAUAUUUAUAAUUAUUCCUGUUGUUACACCUGAUGACAGUAAAGUUCUUAUCAAACCUACUGUAACAAAGUUUUGAGUAUAAAAUUGUACUGAGCUUUUCUCAUGUUUUCCUAACUACAGGAACUGUUUGAAAUGGGUCUGUUAARAAAACCUGACAGAAAACAACAAAAACGGAAACCUUCAACCUAUCAUAAACCUACUGAAAAAGGUUGCUUUGAUUCUGCUUCUGCUCCACAGAGGCGUUUAAAGCUUUUGUUUUGGAGGGGAUAAGGCCACUGGUUUUAGUAUUUUGAUGACACUUUGUAUUUUUCUGUGCAGACUUCAGAACUCGGUGGCUGUGUUAAGAACAGGAUCAUCUGUUGUUGUGGCCUGGUGGUUCCACAUCUCUUUACUCAUCAUUUGCUUCCAUCAGUUCGGUUUCACUGGUAGAUAUCAGAUGUACUGUACAUACUACUACUGCUUAACUGAAUCUUUCUACUUGUCAUUUCUGAGUAUUUCUUGUGCAGCUGUUGCUUUAGAAUCUUAUUUUUCUGUUGGAAAUGUGCGUCAUUGUUCUCUGAGCCAGCACUGCAGUGAUUUGCUGUUUGGAGGAGUUUUCUGCUGUCACAACCAUCUGAAGAACAGAGACUGUUCUGGAACCUUUCACAGUUCUUCUUGCUUCAUGUGUCCAGUCAGAAGUUGUGUGUCAUUGGUGCCAUUUUUCUUCUUGUGCAUUGUGUCACUCACAGUUUGAUCCCAAACUGUCAGUUUUAAUGUGUGUGUUGGAAAAUAAAAUGUUGCAGUAAA